GCGUGAGUUUCCACAAAACGGGUGGGGGAAAAAUCCCAGUCGGUAGAGAUGGUCGCUAACGGCUUCAAGUGGAUUUUUCAAAGGGGACGGGGCAUCAUGAGGAAAUAUGGCGUUUUAUUCCUGCUCCUCGCUGAUGUUUUCUUCAAAUCCUCAAAUGGGUACCUGAGCUCCGCGCAUGUGGGUCAAGAUACUGCAUACACACCUCAGCACGGCCCAGCAGUACCAGGUCCAGUCAGAUCAGCAUCACCACCACCAGCAGCAGCAGCAGCAGCAGCAGCCACCUCCUCUUCCUCAUCCUCUUCCCAUUCCUCUUCAUCAUCAUCAUCAUCAGUGUCUCUGGCUGACGUCGAGAAUCACGAGGCAAAGUGUCCCAGCAGAGGACUGUGCAAUAAGUUACCAGCCGACUGCUUCACGUGCGCGUACCAUCACAACUGCAGCUACGGCAGGCCGGCCAAUUUCACCUGCAAGACCAAGGAUCGAGUUCACUGCGUGGACGCCUCGGGUCGAAACCAGACCGUCUUUAACCUGACCGUGGAUUGCCGGUUUUGCUGGCAGCUCGAUCCAGCUGAGUAUCGCUGCAACAUUUCUACCACCUGCAUGACCGUGUCCUGCCCUCGCAAGCGCUACAACGCCACCUGUACCGUCAUGGACCAUGUAAACUGCUUAGGAAAAAGGGAAUUCCAGAAGCGCCUCUUCUGCAACUGGACUGGGGGAUAUAAAUGGUCCACAGCACUGACGCUCAGCAUCACUCUGGGUGGGUUUGGAGCCGACCGCUUUUAUCUGGGUCAGUGGAGAGAGGGACUGGGCAAGCUCUUCAGUUUCGGCGGACUGGGCAUCUGGACCCUCAUUGACGUCCUCCUCAUCGCCGUGGGUUACGUGGGGCCAGCUGAUGGAUCGCUCUACAUCUGAGACGUAAAGUGACAUCACGCAGGCUGUUUUUUUUUUUUUCUUUACAGAAGGGGAAUUUCAGACUGGACUGGAACACAACUGGUGAGAUUAAACUUGAGCUGGUUUUCUCGCCAAAACUAGACUACAGGAAGACAUUAUUACUGUGUUCACAUAAAAAAAAAAACCCACAUGGUGUAGCUUAAUAUCGCUGUAGGUGAAUGACUUCAUAGCCGUCUGCAUGAUUCUCAGUCCUAGUGCGCGUUGGUUAUGAGGAAAAACAUGCACUCGGUUUGUGCUGUGAGAUUUUUAUUUCAUACGUAAAGACUCUCGGAAAGAUCCUCGGUCGCUCGGAGACGAAUUGUAAUGCCACUUUGUAUCUUAGAGGUGCCUAAGUGGUUCCGUCAGUCUUCACAAACUGGGAAAAUGAGGAAAAGACAACACCACCUGGGAUUCUUUUUGUCCUUUUUUCCCCCCUCAAUGUUGAAAAGAAACAAAAACCUCAAGGUGUGCCAGUGCCAUUACGCUGUUACGCAGUGUAACAUUAUGCUUGUGUGUUUGUUGUAACGUUUGUUUGUCUACACGGUAAUUGCAUUUGUACCACUAUUUAUUUUCUCUUUUUCCUUUUUUUUUUUUUUUUUGACCAAAUAAGCUCCUGACAAAAGCAAAUGGUUAUAUGACUCUCAAUUCGUAAGGUUCAUUAGGUUUCACUAAGCAAAUAUAUUCACUCCGGUGUGUGUUUUUAAAGGACCGAGCGCAUAUGAUGCAUGAAUGGGGAAUAAUUCUAGAAAGAAACCCAUCAAGAACCAGAUACUGAACAAUAGCACUUUCUCUUUUGCAAUGGAAAAGCACAAAAGGAACUGAUGGGAAUCAGCACAGCGCUGCAGAUACACGGAAACACGGUUUCCAUACACAGUCUGUGAAAUUACACAAUAAAGGAAGUGUAAUCACCUCAAAAGUAGCUAUGGGUUCUUAGAAGACGCUAAUGGCGAAUAGAACUUUCUGGAACACGAUACGGAACGGAACGUUAAGCAUGUGAAACUCCUUAUAAGCAUAAUGUUAAGCUGUUGCGCCCAACUUUUGGCCCAGACUCCUGUUUCUCUAGUGCUGACCUGUAAAUAUCAGCCUUGUAAACUGUAAUCUCUCUCAUUGUAAGCUGGCAUCAUGCCAGCGCUGCUGUUUGAAAAGGAAAGCUGGAGGCGGACGGCUGUGCGUGCCUGCUUCACCUCCUUUGUUCCGCACACACUUUAGAUCUUCUCCUCCAGCGUCUCAAGAGACACUCAUUCUCCGACCUUCAUUAUUCCUCCAUCUCAUGCCAGUGGGCCUACACCACAGAGAAAGGAUUCCUGUGUUCACAAGGAUACAAACCGAACCAUUCGGUAUGGUUUAGUAAAGAGAGCGUUGACCUAGAAAUAAAAAAAUAAUAAAAAAAUAAAAGAUCUCCGUUUUGGUUCUCAUGAAUCCUUGAGUGAACAAGAAGUAGUCCAACUAGUUGGUGAGAAACAAGUCCAAAUAUAAAAUAUCUAAAAUAAAAGUGUGUUCUGUUCUGUGCAACAAAUGUUUAGGUGUGAAAACAAACUUGGCAGGAGGAACGAUUCAUUAAAAGCUUUUGUCCCCCCCCCCCCCGUCAGAAUAUUUUUUCGGUCCGUGUUCACACCGUUGUAUGAACACGCUGCGGGAUAUAUUCAGGGUUGUGGUGGAUGCGGGGUCCAUAUCGAAGCAAGUCUGGAUGCACCAUAGAUGGGGAACCAUUCCAUCACAGGGCACCAUGUACACUCAUUCACAUCUAUGAGCAAUUUAGCGUAGCCAGUCCACCUAACAGCGUGCUUUCUGGAGGCGGGACGAAACCAGACAACCCAGAGGAAACCCAUGCAUAUGGGAUAUAAGCUUGAAAAACAUAGUCCAUAAUGCAUCAGCAAUGAAGUUUAAAUUGAUUGUUUUCCUUUGCGUUCUUGCAGGAGUCACGCAGUCAUGACACUGCUAAUGCGCUCUGGGGAGCAGUGUUUGAGUCUUGAUUUUCAUGCUCUUUGGGUCAAAUCCAUUGACGCAAGGUCAGGGUCGCGAAUCUAGGCGAUUGUAACCCUUAUCUAAGGGUGCUUCAGCCCUCCUGUUAUUCAUCUCGGCUCCUGAAAUGUUCACUCGAUGCAUACUGAUUGGAAUCUUGCUAAGGGUUAAAACUCUAACUGUCUUCAUGGUUUAGACAGAAUGGUGCGAAAAACAAAAAACAUCCAGUGAACGUCAGUGACGUGGACAGAGACGCCUUGUUGACGAUAGAGCUUCGAGGUGAAUAGCCAGAGAGAAGAAAUGUUUCGAGCUGACAGGGAGGCUACGGUAAACUUAACUACUCUUUACAAACGUGGUGAGCAGGAGUGAAUCUCGGAACACACGACACCUGAAGCUGAACCCUGAAGCCGAUGAGCUACGAACAGGAAUCUGAAGGUGGUGGGUGUACGUGGAGAAUAUUAUACACCUGUGAGAGGGGAGAUCCAACCUGACCAAGACGUUACAUUUAUGCACUUCUCCUCGGGAAUGCUUCAGUCUGGGACUCCAUUGAGUAUAAUGUCAGCCCGCCCGCUAUCAGCAUCACUCGCUCACUCCCACGCUCCCCUCCGAAUGCCGACGGCCUGGUUCUGCCUGUGGCUCAGCCUCUGAUCCGUGAUCGGUUUCUCCCCAUGACGCCUCCACUCGAGCCUGAGAUUAAUUAGAGGAGGAGAGGUGAUGAGUGGGUGCGCUACAAAUCAUGGCUUUGUGAACUCAUCUUCAAAUAGUACCGAGUUUGGUUCAAGUCGGCAUGUGAACGUCCUUCACACGCACUACAUCCGCGCGUGAGUUCAAGAUCGUAAUUUCAUCCGGGAGCUUAUUGGCACCGAUGAUAGCUUCCUUUUCGACUGAUUUGAACAGAUACAAUCCUCCGCCAAGUCAUUUUCUCCUCUUGUGUGCAUCGACUUUUUGCCAGCGGGAUAAAUUUGUUCGGGUGUGUUUCAUUUGUUCAUUUUCGGUUACUUUACACAAUUGAUAAGUUUACUGUGAACACUCCUCUCCCCCCGCCCCCUCGGCACGUCUUUUCUCUUUGUUCCCGUGUUAACUCGGGUACAGACGGAUAAAGCCCCUCACCAUUUGCGCAUUCCUUUUUUCCCUGAAUACCAUCUGCACGCGUUUACACACCUUCCUGAAUAACAUUUGUUCGUAUUCCUACGAAUGCCUGAAAACCAUAUAUGGUGUUGUUCCAGUCUUACACUGAUAUGCUUCCCGUCUUAUGCGAAUAUGCCCUUCCACCUAGCCAAUCACUAGUUAACCCAUUGUCUCUGUCGUGUGCCAAGCAUAAUAUAUACUCUGCCUUUCUUUGAAUAAAUCCAAGAUCUUGCCAUUUGAA
This is a messenger RNA of Ictalurus punctatus (channel catfish), 4258 nucleotides long. RefSeq names its product TM2 domain containing 3 (gene tm2d3). The record is from RefSeq and is a predicted model, not a curated record. The transcript is spliced from 6 exons. Bases 49 to 909 code for a protein of 286 amino acids. NCBI's taxonomy places the organism in Eukaryota, Metazoa, Chordata, Actinopteri, Siluriformes, Ictaluridae.